AUGCAGCAAACUACAACUAUCCAAACUCAAGAAAAGAUGGAACGACGAAGAAAAAUCUCAGCACACAACAUCUUUCCGAGUCAUAAUGGUGCUUUAUCCCAUGUUGUUGCAUUUGUCGCCACUCUGGGUUUUGUUAUUUAUUCUUCCAGCGACAGUAAAGAAAAGAAAGAAUCGUUUAUAAGAAAACAUCUAGAUUCAACUAUUAAUUUUAUUCAUCUGUUAACAUUUGCUACGUGGGUUGGCAUUCAAGUUUGGGUGCAAGUGUCAGGUAAGAUCUAUCUCUAACAUUUGAGUACACCCAAAAUUAAAGUUAUAGAAAGUGCUCUAAAAUUAUUUUUAGCUAAAAGUUUUAUUAGACCGUUCGUUCAACUUUAACGCCUGUUUUUGAUUCCAAAACGUGUGCGCACCAAGUUGGGGAAACUUGUGACUUUGAGUCGUUGACAAUUGGGAUACAGUUAAGAGAGCUCAACGUUCAAUAUAGGAUCAAGAAACCCUGUAUAAGAAAAAAAUAAACCUGAAAUAUAAGAAACCCUGCAUGAUGAGGGGGUUGCCUUUAGAGUGCAGCUUUUACCUGUAGUCUUAACCAUCGACUUCAUGGUACAAUUAGAGAAAUAAGUCUAUUACAAUGAAUCACAACACUCUCUGACACGAUAUUUUUAUUUACGAGCUUUCGGCUAUCAGAUCUAUAACCUUCAAGAGAACGUUGUGAUGACUGAUGUAUAAUUAAUGUUUUUGAUCAGUUGUUUGUUUUCCCGGGAAAGUUAAUUUUCUCUGUAGUAUUAAUUAAUGAAGGUAUUUCUGUUUGUUCUCACAGGUUUCACGAUGUUUAAAACGUUGACCAGAAGCGCGUUUGCGCAAGUCCAGAGUCGAAUCUUCCCAAUGUACUUCAUAUCUGGCAUAAUAAUGAGUACUAUCUCGCUCUUCACUCAUCUGUACAUGAAUCCCGUGAAAUCAUGGCAGGAAGACAGUCUAUCUUUGUAUCAGGUGUGUAACUCGCGGCAUUUGUGCUUUUCCAUGCGGUAUAUUGUACAUUAAUCUUUCUCAGGCCGUGCGACCAGGCCUUUUCCUGACAUGAGCUUCGUCGCAUGGCACGAGGAAGGCUAUAGUUUGGCCAAUACAUAGUUAUGAAAUUACAGCAAUCGUGUCUUCCGUCAAAAAGGCUCUCUAUAACCUUAGUCCGUACUCUUUCUCAUUUUACUGAAUUAUGCCAGUCAAUUUAAGAAUUGAAUUUCACAGAUUGAAGACAAGAUCAAUGUAUAUAGGUUAAAAUUAAUAAAUGUUUAAAAAACAUUUGUGGCAAAACAGGAAGUUAAAUAUAAAUGUCUUCAACUAACAGCUGGUCCUGGGAAAAAGAAAUCAAUGCAUAUCAUUUUUCGUAAACAAAGUGACUCGGCGGCUGUCCGUGUCACUUUGUGCUGUUUUCUACCACUGCAACAGUAUGUAGUUUGCUCGCAGCGACAUGUUGUACACUAAUCUAAUAGAUAAAUUACAAUGGAAAGAUUUUCAUCCUAUUUUCAACACCUUUGACCUUACAAGUUCCGUUUUCGGCCUUUUGUGGCACUUUCGUCUUUAGCAAGCUUUCUCGUUAUGUGCGUAACCAAAAUCCAUCCUAUAUAAAUUAAUACACACGAUUAAUUUUAGAGUACCUUGUCUAUAUAUCAAGACAGCCUCUGUUAUCGUGACAUAGUCGGCGAUGUGAAAUAGACUGGACAUAUCUUGUAUUUCUAUCAAACCAUGCAGACUUAAGCUGAAUUUCCACUUACAGAGAAAUAUUUCGGAUUUCCAUUUCGUGGUCGAAAUAUUUUGCUUGAUUCCUUUUGAAUUGUGACCAUCCAAAUUCUAAUUGACUGUUCAGAAUUCAAAAGAAAUUAAGCGAAAAAUUUCGACAACGAAAUCUUUCUUGCAAGUGGAAAUCCAGCUUUAGUCUUUAGCAAACUUAUUGAUUAAAAUAACGAACAUGUAAUUUCAUGUAUAGGCACUCAGUAUCUCUGUUUCCUUGCUGUGUUCACUUGUGAAUUACUUCUACCUUGGACCUGAGACGAUCAGGAUGGUGCAGAUCAGAGCACAACGUGUAAAGUUUCUCGGAAUUGAAGAUGGUGUUGGUCCAGUUAGCCCAAAACUCGUAGAGCAUGAUUUUACGUACAGGGAAAUAAAACAAAGAUUUAUCAAAAUGCAUGCAGCAUGUUCUAUGGUGAAUGUUAUAUGUUAUGGUGCUUGUGGUGUCAACCUGUGGUGCUUGGCUAGUAAGCAAGUCUUGUGUUAG
Paramuricea clavata is the source of this 2263-nucleotide messenger RNA. The record is from the annotation of a GenBank genome assembly. Lineage: Eukaryota; Metazoa; Cnidaria; Anthozoa; Malacalcyonacea; Plexauridae.